AUAUACGGUAAUUCUGAGAUCAUUACAUUCUUAUGGUGACUAUGAAGUGACCCAUCAAUCUUUAAUUGAGGUAAUUCUUCACAUACCCUUAGUAAAACUCAAUCAUUCUGGCAUAUCGCACCCUUCAUAAAACUUUGAAAGUCUGACUAAUUAUAACCUAAAUAGUGACAAAUACACGGACAAAAUGUCACAAAAUAAUCAUCAUAGUACAACCUGAUAACCUGCAUUCGCAUGCCGUCAAUGACUAACAGUUGUAUAGUCAUUGCUUUCUCCUGCGUGUUGCCAUACAGUUGUCAGUAUAAUAAUAUGAGGCUGAGUCAGACCGAGCGGCGAGGCGGCAAGGAGCUCACAGCAGCUCAGUGCCCACCACUGCAACCAGAUACCAGCUUACCAGGGUUCAGAUAAGACGUCAGUUUGGACUGGAGAAGCUGAGGAACGCAGCAAGACGAUUAAGGUACGCUGGCUGAUGCGGAGAACAUCAAGGAGACAAGUGAAGAGAAGUAAAGUGAAAAAGAGAGAAAAGCUGUGAGAAUCAGAACGACAAAAAUAAGAAAGGUGCUAGAGAGAAAAGAUAACAAAUAUAUAAUACAGUAUAUAACCGUAACACACGCAGAUAACUCAAAACAGGAUCAGAACAAGGAAAUAAAAGGGACAGGAAGCCGAGGAAAGCGAGAACAAGGAACCACGCAGUCAAGAAGGAACUUUUAAAACAUACAGCACCACAAGGCGAAAAAAAAAAGUCUGUACAUAAUGGGAGAAGAAGCAAAAUGGAUAAGAAAAGCGUCGGGAGUCGAGAUUUCAAUGGAUGUGAUGAACAAGUCCGAAAUGUUGCUAGUGGCGUACAGACUGAGCUUUUCUGCCCGACGCCCUGUGCAGGCCCAGGAGGUGCAACAGGCUCUACGCCUCCUCUUCAGGAAGACACCGAAUCUCCGGGUGUGCCUGGCUGAGAAGGAUGGAGAAAAGUGGUUUAAAGAAGUAGAUGAGAAGAUGAUAGACUUUGAGGUGUCAACAGUGGGUGUGGAGGAAGUAACCCAGUUCAUUCACACUGAGUCCUAUCCUGAGGACGGCACUCUAUGGCGAGCACGUCUUGUACCUGUAGCCACUCCCUGCUACCACCCACAACAUCUCUCCAGCUUCCACGCCGACCUGCAGGACACCUUCCCACACUGCUACCACCUUAUGUUCGGCUUCAGCCAUGCUAUUGGUGACGGCCACACAUUCAUCAGGAUAUGUGCCGCCUUUAGCCACAUUCUGGAUAGUGUACUGUCAGGGCAGGAAGUGGACACAGAGCAGAUAGGAUGCUUUGACCUAAAUGAGGAGUAUGACAGAAAGACCGAGGAAAUGAAGGAAAGGUUGUUCAAGGAUGAAGCGUGGAAGGAGGAAUGCAUUCGUGAGGUGAAUCAAGGAAAGCCUGAGUCCGAUGUUUUGCAGCACCUCCUGUCUCCCAGCGAGGACUGCCCCAAGAAAACAUUGCUAUAUACGCAAACUCUAGACAAGACAGCCACAACUCGUCUGGUUGAGAAGUGCCGAGCUGCCAAGGUGACCCUAAGCUCAUGUAUGGCUGCUGCAUGCAACCUGGCACUGGUGGACCUAGUGGUGGAGAAAGGUGUGGUGCAGGACACUUAUUCUGUAUCAAAUAUGCACAUGAUCAACAUGAGAAGGACAUGGCCUAAAGAGACAACUGAGCGUGCCUUUGGCUGCUAUAUAGCAUCAUCCCUCCGCCAGUUCUUUGUCACCCCACGUACUGUGAGUGACGACCAGUUCUGGCAAUACGCAAAGGAAAUUCACAGCAAGUUCUACGGUCUUCUGCAAGACGAGCGGUUCACGGAAAAGGCAGCAUUUGUUCUGUGGUGCUACGGCACUGGAAAUAUGCAACACGUACAAAAGGAUCUCAGCUUCAACACUCGAGGUAAUAUUACACAGCGGUUUGAAGGCACCAAGGAGAUUACAGUAACCAAUUUACUUUCUUCAUCCUCCAUUCACAAGUCUUCUAUCCCGUGGGAUGAUGUUGUUGGCACAGUGCGAGGCCGCCUGAGUCACACCACCAAGUACAACACAAGCAUGGUGAGCGAGGACACGGCACUCCGGUACAGUGAUUUGGUGUAUGCACGGCUGCUCAAGAUAGCCACUUCUUGAGCUGGAAUGAUGAUUUGCUUCCACCAAGUGAACGUGAGUGCUGAGAUGCCUGCAGGAAUAUCUUGGUCUUCUCAAGUCUAAAGCCUUUUUUUUUUCUUCUUUUUUUACUAUUGUCAUCAAUAGAGUGAUUUUGAUAUGCCCAGCAUGAAGUAUUGCAUAUGUAUUUAAUCUAUUUACACUGUCAGUAAUAAAGAUGUGACCGGGAAUAGUUUAAUAAGAGUUAUAAAAUAAUAUAUGGGUGA
Messenger RNA from Portunus trituberculatus (swimming crab), 2378 nucleotides. RefSeq lists its product as uncharacterized. The transcript is spliced from 3 exons. NCBI's taxonomy places the organism in Eukaryota, Metazoa, Arthropoda, Malacostraca, Decapoda, Portunidae. The record is from RefSeq and is a predicted model, not a curated record. Bases 751 to 2136 code for a protein of 461 amino acids.